Quercus lobata is the source of this 1640-nucleotide messenger RNA. RefSeq names its product choline/ethanolaminephosphotransferase 1-like. NCBI's taxonomy places the organism in Eukaryota, Viridiplantae, Streptophyta, Magnoliopsida, Fagales, Fagaceae. Gene Ontology annotation, biological process: phospholipid biosynthetic process. Gene Ontology annotation, cellular component: membrane. The transcript is spliced from 20 exons. Bases 128 to 1297 code for a protein of 389 amino acids. The record is from RefSeq and is a predicted model, not a curated record. Gene Ontology annotation, molecular function: phosphotransferase activity, for other substituted phosphate groups.
AGCCAAAUUCUGCAGAGAGAGAGAAAGGCAGAGAGCAAGAGCAAGAGCAAGGGAGAGAAUAGUCCGCCACCAGCCACCGCCACCGCCACAGUCGGACUGCCCGAACCACCGCAACUGGUUUAGCGGAAUGGGAUACAUAGGGGCACACGGCGUUGCGGCGCUUCACAGGUACAAGUACAGCGGCGUGGAUCACUCGUACGUCGCCAAAUAUGUGCUUCAACCCUUUUGGUCUCGCUUCGUUCAUUUCUUCCCCCUUUGGAUGCCUCCAAACAUGAUAACACUUAUCGGAUUCAUGUUCUUAGUCGUUUCUGCACUGCUUGGCUAUAUAUACUCGCCUCGCUUAGAUUCGGCUCCUCCAAGAUGGGUUCAUUUUGCCCAUGGAUUGCUUCUUUUUCUCUAUCAGACCUUUGAUGCUGUUGAUGGGAAGCAAGCAAGACGGACAAAUUCCUCCAGUCCAUUAGGGGAGCUUUUUGACCAUGGAUGCGAUGCUAUUGCUUGUGCGUUAGAAGCAUUGGCUUUUGGGAGCACUGCUAUGUGUGGAAGAGAUACUUUCUGGUUCUGGGUAAUUUCAGCUGUUCCAUUUUAUGGCGCAACAUGGGAAAGCUAUUUCACCAAUACCCUUAUUCUUCCGGCGAUCAAUGGACCUACUGAGGGUCUUAUGUUGAUAUAUUUCGUUCAUUUCUUCACAGCUAUUGUAGGUGCUGAAUGGUGGGCUCAACAGUUUGGAAAGUCUAUACCCUUCUUAAGUUGGGUACCAUUUCUUCAUGAAAUUCCCACAUCCAGAGCUGCGUUGUUUCUGAUGAUUGCUUUUGCUGUUAUACCAACAAUCACUUUCAACAUACAGAAUGUUUAUAAGGUAGUUCAAGCAAGAAAAGGAAGCAUGCUUCUGGCAUUAGCAAUGCUUUACCCUUUUGCUGUACUAUUGGGAGGAGUGCUAGUUUGGGACUCUUUGUCUCCAUCUGACAUAAUGGGGAACUAUCCGCAUUUAGUUGUAUUGGGAACUGGACUCGCCUUUGGUUUUCUUGUGGGAAGGAUGAUCCUCGCUCAUUUGUGUGAUGAACCAAAGGGCUUGAAAACUAAUAUGUGCAUAUCACUACUAUAUCUCCCUUUCGCCAUUGCAAAUGUACUCACAGCCAGACUAAAUGAUGGAGUCCCUUUAGUUGAUGAGAGGCUGGUCCUUCUUCUUUACUGUGCAUUCUCAGUGGUACUGUAUUUGCACUUUGCCACAUCCGUCAUUCAUGAAAUCACAACUGCGUUGGGAAUUUAUUGCUUCAGGAUAACUAGGAAAGAAGCUUGAACUCUGCCAGUGUUUCCCAGCUGUGAGUUGCAGAAUGAUGCAGCUAUGCUGAAGUUUUGGUGGGUUUUUUUUUUUUUUUUAAUAGAACAUUGAUGACAUAGUUGUCAAUGGGUUUUAGUGUUCGAGCUCCAAUUUGAUCAUCCUUACCUUUGCAAUAGAAUUUUUUUUUUUUUCUUUUAAUUUAUUUAGAUUUGUAAACUCGUUUCAUAUAAUACAAGCAAAUGUAUAACACUAGCGUGUGUGUGUUUUUUUCCUUUCAGAAUCAUGUAUAACACUGGUUAGUAGUAACCCAUAACCCAUGCAAUGUCUCUUUUUUUAUUUUAUUAAAUAUGUAAUUUGAUAA